GGGUUUGCUCCCGACUGAGAGGCCGGACGCGCCGGGAGGAAGAGGAGAUGAACCCAGUGGGCAGCUGCACCCCAAAGCAGGGCGCGCUCCCCCCGGAAAAGGAGGCGCUCGCAGAGCGGGUGCCGAGGUGAGCUGCCUUCCACGGCGCGUGCCUCGGCGGACUAACUCGGCACCUGGGGGACGAGACUGCGGCGCGCUGGCGGAAGGGGCGGGGCUUGCGGCGGAAGCCUCGUCCCAGGUCACGUGAGCGGGGCUAGUCCGCGGCGCUGGAGCUCCGGAAGCAUGGCACUCUGGCGGGCAUACCAGCGGGCCCUCGCUGCUCAUCCGUGGAAAGUGCAGCUCCUGACGGCUGGGUCCCUGAUGGGUCUGGGUGAUGUGAUAUCACAGCAGCUGGUGGAGAGGCGGGGUCUGCAGGGACACCAGACAGGCCGGACCUGGACCAUGGUAUUCCUGGGCUGUGGCUUCGUGGGCCCUGUUGUAGGAGGCUGGUACAAGGUUUUGGACCGGCUCAUCCCUGGCACCACCAAACUGGAUGCCCUGAAGAAGAUGUUGUGGGACCAGGGGGCCUUCGCUCCAUGUUUCCUAGGCUGCUUCCUGCCACUGGUAGGGACACUUAAUGGACUGUCAGCCCGGGACAAUUGGGCCAAACUACAGCGGGAUUAUCCCGAUGCCCUCAUCACCAACUACUACCUCUGGCCUGCUGUGCAGUUAGCCAACUUCUACCUGGUCCCCCUGCAUUACAGGUUGGCCAUCGUCCAGUGUGUUGCUAUCAUCUGGAAUUCCUACCUGUCCUGGAAGACACAUCAGCGCUAACCCUGCCCUGCCCUGCUGUCCCCACUGCAGCGAUGGACCGUGACCCAAAUGCUCAGUCUUUUCCUACUUCUGCAGAUCAGUGUCCCCAAGGCGUGGCUGCUGGUCAGAGCACUCUGGAAUGGCACCGCUCACUCUGAGAUGUGUACUGACUGCCUCUGAAAUCACAGAGGCCUUUAUGGUAGAUUCUGAGGACGGUGCCGCCAGGCAGCUGCCGCAUUUUGUGAACACAGCGCCACUCCUGUAUGGCACAGGACCGUCAGUCGGCACGGUCUCCUAGUGCAGACAGGAGACAGUAAACCCAGGGUGUCUGAGGCCGAUGCCUGCGUGACAGUCCUGCUUUAUAGUAAGCUUUUUGUAAUAAGGAGUACACUCUAAAAUAAUGAUAAUAUAAUAAAUGAGCCCAUGUUGUUA
This is a messenger RNA of Cavia porcellus (domestic guinea pig), 1224 nucleotides long. It is a transcript of the gene Mpv17, whose product is annotated as mitochondrial inner membrane protein MPV17. The record is from RefSeq and is a predicted model, not a curated record. Gene Ontology annotation, biological process: cellular response to reactive oxygen species. NCBI's taxonomy places the organism in Eukaryota, Metazoa, Chordata, Mammalia, Rodentia, Caviidae. The coding region runs from base 283 to 813 and encodes 176 amino acids. Gene Ontology annotation, cellular component: mitochondrion; membrane; cytoplasm. The transcript is spliced from 8 exons.